Fraxinus pennsylvanica is the source of this 1062-nucleotide messenger RNA. NCBI's taxonomy places the organism in Eukaryota, Viridiplantae, Streptophyta, Magnoliopsida, Lamiales, Oleaceae. The record is from the annotation of a GenBank genome assembly.
AUGAGCAGACACCAGUUCAUACUGUCGCUUCUACACAGACACCAGCACCACCGCCGAGCCAUUCAACAGUUGCAUUCCCUUUUCCUUGUACAUGAAAUUGAAAAUGCUAACAUAGUACUCACAGUUUGGAACUCUAUAAUUAAACACUAUUCGCUCGGUUCAUUGCCUAAUGAAGCUAUAUUUCUCUUCAAACAUCUCAUUUACAAAUAUAAGCCUGUAUUUUUUGAUAGCUUUACGUACUCCUAUCUCAUCAAGGCCUGUGCCAAUUUAAAACGAACCAGAGUAGGAAAUCAGCUGCACUGUUUGAGCGGCAAAGUGGGGUUUGAGUUUCACGUUUAUGUGCAAACUGCAGUUGUUAAUAUGUAUUUAGAUUGUGGGAGUUUGGUAGAAGCAAAGAAAGUGUUCGAUGAAAUGCCUGAAAGGAAUUUGGUGACAUGGAAUGUUUUGAUAUCCGGGUUUUGUAAGUGGGGUGAGAUUGAAUCGGCAAGGGCUGUUUUUGACGUGAUGCCGGAGAAAAAUGUGGUUUCUUGGACUGGUUUGAUAGAUGGGUACACGAGGAUGAAUCGAUUCAAUGAAGCAUUGUCAUUGUUUCAAAGAAUGGUUGUGCAUGAGGGCAUCAAGCCUACUGAAGUUUCUCUUCUUGCCAUUUAUCCGGCCAUUUGGAAUGUUAGAGCACAAGUCGAGGAACUGCAGAUACAUGAGAAAAGUCUGGCUUAUCUUGGAGAUAUUGGACAGCAAGCAUCCUUGAGGCAUGCUGUCGAGCUGUUAUCCCUGGGUGGCAGCAUAGUUGCUAAAAUGAAUGAUCGCGGUAAUAUUUGCAAGGUGCUUAGAUAUAAGUUGGUUGAGAAUUCUUCUGCUAGGCACCUUCAGAGAAAUGAUAUGAAGUUGAAUGGAACUGGGAAGGCCGAGGCCUCUGCACUAGUGUGGUUUAUAAAUAAAGAGAACUUUGGUCGGAGCUCCGGUGACACCUUCACAGUACCAGCUAGUACCCAUGUACUUGUCCUCUUUUUCUUGCUUCAAAUUUUACUUCUGCGUUGGGUUGAUUGGUACCUCGUUCUUUAG